Mandrillus leucophaeus (drill) is the source of this 2553-nucleotide messenger RNA. RefSeq lists its product as uncharacterized. The record is from RefSeq and is a predicted model, not a curated record. Bases 1 to 2553 code for a protein of 850 amino acids. The transcript is spliced from 15 exons. Lineage: Eukaryota; Metazoa; Chordata; Mammalia; Primates; Cercopithecidae.
AUGUCAGACAUGGAGAGGUGUGAGCCUUUGCUUGCCACAGCCUGUAGGAUCAGUUUCACGUGGGAUCAGUUUCACGUGGCCAGCAGCAGCAUCUGGUCAACCUCAUUCCAGAGCGGCACAGUCACAAGUGAAGGAUGCCGCUGUCAAAUCCGAGAAUGUCAACCACUGAACAGCUAUGGAUCAAAUGAAAACCAGGAAUUCUAUGUCAUGGACCCACUAGACAAGGGACCUUCCUUGGUACAAAAGGAUAAGAAAUGUGGAUUUGUUCCCUGGGAUAUUCACGUUAGAUGCUCACUACAUCAUCGGCGUAAGAGCUCAGACCUCAACACACAGGACUCUCGAUGCAGAGAGAAUGAGCUUAAGCCCCUUCUGCAGACAGACGCGGUCUCUGUGCAGGAUGUCCGCUUAGAUCUUAAGACCCUUCAUAGGAAAACCAUGAAUGAUACAACCAGACUAACAGGCCAGGAAACAGCCUCCAGGAAGGACAGCCUGCCACAGGUUACAAGGACAAUGAAACUUGCAGGAUACACUCAUGAUGUUGACCUCCCUAGCUUAGCUGGACUCAUGGUGCUGCAGGGAGACCUGAAGCCCAUACGAGGCCCCAGCAUCACAUCUGCCAAGCUCCCCACGGGGCUCAGGUCUCUGUGUGAAGAUGAUGUAGAUGGUCCCAUGAGAUGGCUGUUCAAACAGCUCAUUGCAGGUUAUGCCAUUGAUCAGUUUUCCAGGCCUGCUCCUGGAGACACCUCCCAGCAGGCGGAGGAACUGCGUGGAUUGCUGGAUGAUGGUAAUGAUGAUGAUAAUGGUGGUAGUGAUGAUUAUGAUGAUGAUGAUGAUGGGAGAGGUAAUAGAGAUAAUGGUGAUGAGGAUGAUGACGGUGAGGAUGGUGAUGAUGAUGAUAAUGGUGGUAGUGAUGAUGAUAAUGGGAGAGGUAAUGGAGAUGAUGGUGAUGAUGGUGAGGAUGAUGAUGAUGGUAAGGGUGAUGAUGAUGAUGGGAGAGGCAAUGAAGAUGAUGGUGAUGGUGGUGAUAAUGGAGAUGAUGACGGUGAUGAUAAUGAUGGUGGUAGUGAUGAUGAUAAUGGGAGAGGUAAUGGAGAUAAUGGUGAUGAGGAUGAUGACGUGAAGAAGGUGCCCGCAGUGCUUGUAACAAAACAGUCUGUGGCCGGUGCCGUUCAGAUCCCAACUUGGUAUAAAAGCCAUGCCUCGGAGGAAACAGAACAUCGUCCCUGCUCGGUGACCAAGGUCUACCCGGCACGGAGCCCUCAGAUAAUGUCUGCUAAACAUCUCCUUGAAGAGUGUGAUGUUGGAGGUGAAUUCAGCAUCUGGGAGGAAUUUAGUCAGGAUGUGACAUUCACCAGACUGAACACAGCAGCUGUGGCGUUUGGAAAGGGCAGCUCCAAGUCCAGAUGGAACUGCAAAACAGGACCAAAAAAUAUGAUUAAAGAAGCCGAAUGCAAGAAGAGGGCCCCGUGGGUAAAGCAGGCUGUUCACGAAAACGCCAGCGUUUUUAUCACCAUCGAUACCAUCUCCGCUCUUUGCUCCACUCCCCCGACGAUCCUGGCUUCCCCCAGCAGGAUAAUUACUGGCCUGAAAUUGAUUAUCGUCAUCACCAUCAUAACCGUCACCAUCAUCACCAUCACUAGCAUCUUUGCCAUGAUCAUCAUCACCAUCACCAUCAUUGCCAUCACACCAUCACUAGCAUCUUUGCCAUGGUCAUCAUCACCAUCACCAUCAUUGCCAUCAGCAUCAUCUUCACCAUCAUCCUCCUCAUCAUCACCAUCACCAUUAUCACCUUUGCCACUACCAUCAUCACCAUCAUCUUCACCAUCGUCGUCCUCAUCACCAGCUCUGGGGCACUGUAGUACCCACCAGCUCCGGGGGCCGAACCCAUACGACGCUGGAAUCAUCUUACAGAUCCACGGGGCCACAGCUCCAUGGCGACCUUGCUGCCCAGGCGAGGUGCCCAUCAUGCUAGCUUCCUCGGGAGCGUGCUGCCUUCGGAGACCCACGAGGUGCGGUGCUGAGACUGGACACAUCCCAGCAAAAGCAGCUGCUCACUGUGACCCUGGCUGUGACUCCAAAACCCCUAAGCACAGAGGGAGACGCGCCAACAGUGCCCAGACAAGCUGGCUUUCCACGCCGCAGGUCCCUGUGAGUCUGUUCUACAGCGGCCAUCCAUCCCCGUCCAGCAAGGGCCCUUUCCAUGAGAAAAGGCUUGACCCUGAGGUCAAGCGCAGGUGCCAACCACCCCAGCAAGCCCCUUGGAUCCUGCCCCCACAGGAGCCCUGGAAUCCACUGCCACGUCGCGCCUGGCAUGCUAAUUCUGGGUGUCGGAGACUCUGCGGUCUUGCAGACAGCACUCGCCCAUUUAUUCACUCUCCGAGAGGCCACGGUGCUCCCCGUGGCCGCAUCCAGAGGUUCACCGGCCACGUGCCCUUCUCCCUACUGAGCUGUACCCACAUCUGCGGGUACCACCAAGACAGCCUGCUAGCCUCCGAGGCACUGGGGCUGCGGUCAGCACAACGGCCUGGCCACGUUCUCCUAGGAGACGCCUGA